Molecule: messenger RNA, 1227 nt
Organism: Ictidomys tridecemlineatus (thirteen-lined ground squirrel)
Lineage: Eukaryota; Metazoa; Chordata; Mammalia; Rodentia; Sciuridae
Product: protein S100-A15A
Biological process (GO): endothelial cell migration
Cellular component (GO): extracellular exosome; cytoplasm
Molecular function (GO): calcium ion binding; transition metal ion binding; calcium-dependent protein binding
Source: RefSeq, a predicted model, not a curated record
AUGUGGUCACGAUUCCCACCUGCACAGGAUUCAGGGAGGACAGCUGGAUCCCCCAACUGGAUCUCAUCUCCAUCUCUGUAGGAAGUGAGGUGCAGCAGGUGACAGGCCUCAAGGUGGGCACUGUACAGAGGUGGUGGGGGGGCCACUGGAUUGGAGAGCUGCUGGCAUGGCGAGGUCACACGGCGAGGGGAUGGCAGGCAAAGGUGUCGAUGCACCUGCUGUCGGUACACUUCAGUGAGAAAGAAAACAGCAGGAACAGGCUGGGUCCCCGAGCAUCUGGGUAUUUGAAUUUUCUGCUUGUGGAACAAAACUGUUCUUGGCAGGAACGCGGAUACUGCCUUUUCAAGGAUUUUAAAUUUCCAUUGUAAACAACAUAAACGCUGUUUUGUUUCAGAGGGUCUUCAGUUCCCCCUCCUCCUUUGACGGCAGGUAACUCUUAAACCCAGGUGGUCUGGAGGGGAGGAGGACACAGUUCCUGCACCCAGGACACCUGUCCUCCUCAGUCCAAGUGAGGGGACACAGUGGUAUCCUGGGACUCUGCUGGAAAGCUUCUUGCAGGGUAGUGACUUUGAGUCGGUUUGCGAGGGGCCAGGGGAACUGCAGGGAGGACACCUGAGGCCAGGUGCUGGAACGUGGGCAGGAGGAGGAAGGCAGAAGGUUCUGGGAAGAAGCCUCCGUCCUGCUGUGGACUGCCCCAGACCAGAUUCUCCGCUGUGCCCAGCUGCUGUCCCCUGCAGCCCCUGACCUGCCCCCUGUCCCAGGUGGGAGCCCAGCAGUCAUGCCGGACACACCAGUGGAGGAGUCCCUUUUCCAAAUCAUCCACUGCUACCACCAGUAUGCAGCCCGCGAAGGGGACGUGGAGACCCUGACCCUGGAGGAGCUGAGGGCCCUGCUCACGGACAACGUGCCCCGCUUCAUGGAGACCUUGGGUCGGAAGGAGCCCUGCUACGUCGCGGAGUUGUUCCGGGCAGCAGACAAGAACAAGGACAACCAGGUCUGCUUUGAAGAGUUCCUCUACAUCCUGGGCAAGCUGGCGAAGGAUUACCACCUGCAGUACCACCGGCAGCUGUGUGCCCACCACUGUGCCCAGCGGAGCCUCUACUAGGGCCGCUGGAGCCUGCCUCCAGGAGGGGUGUGAGCUGGCCACGGGGCCGGCCGAGAACUCUGCUGUGUGUGCAGCUCACACUUGGGCAGCCUCACACUCGUUUGGGGUAUGCGUCUCUUCGU